AUGAACUCGAAAUCGAUUGUCGGAAGUCCUCGCUCAAGCUUCACCAGCAAUGGCUACACUUCUAGAAGACCUGCCAUCUUAGGUCUUGCCAAAAUCCUAUUCCUAUCCAUCUGCCAAAUUACUUCCGUCUCUGCCGCUCCCAUUACCACCUUUCUCGGAAUCGCCAGCGAAGAGGAUGCACCAAAAGAUGUAGAAGAUGCGAGUUUAUGGUUAUAUCUCUCAGUGGCCGGUGUGUUGGUUUUACUCGGUGGUGCUUUCGCCGGUUUAACAAUUGCGUUGAUGGGACAAGAUGGUGUCUAUUUACAAGUUAUCGCGACUUCCGGUGAAGGAAAAGAACAGAGGCAUGCCCAAAAGGUCUAUGGAUUAUUACAAAAGGGUAAACAUUGGGUUCUUGUAACAUUACUACUCAGUAAUGUCAUCGUCAACGAAACACUCCCGAUUGUGCUCGACCGGUCUCUUGGUGGAGGAUGGCCUGCGGUUCUUGGUAGUACAGUUUUGAUUGUUAUCUUCGGAGAAGUUAUUCCUCAAUCGAUUUGUGUGCGAUAUGGUCUUUCCAUCGGAGCAUUUAUGGCACCACCUGUUUUAGGCCUUAUGUGGCUUUUAGCACCGGUUGCAUGGCCUACUGCUAAACUUCUUGACAAAUUACUUGGAGAGGAUCAUGGAACUGUUUACAAGAAAUCUGGUCUAAAAACUCUCGUCACUUUACACAAAACAUUAGGAACAAGUCCUAGCGACCGACUCAACCAAGAUGAAGUUACAAUUAUCAGUGCAGUCUUAGACUUGAAGGAAAAAGCAGUUGGAGAUAUCAUGACACCUAUAAGUGAUGUAUUCACUCUAAGUGCCGAUGCGAUACUUGAUGAAGAUACCAUGAACGUCAUUUUGAGUGCUGGUUAUUCUCGAAUUCCUAUCUACGAACCUGGAAAUGAGCAAAACUUUGUCGGGAUGCUUCUUGUCAAGAUUUUGAUCACAUACGAUCCAGAAGACUGUAAACGUGUCAGUGAUUUUGCUUUGGCUACCCUACCAGAGACUCGACCUGAAACCAGUUGCUUGGAUAUUGUAAACUUCUUUCAAGAAGGAAAAUCUCACAUGGUACUUGUUUCAGAAUAUCCUGGCGAGAACUUCGGUGCUACCGGUGUGGUUACACUUGAAGACGUUAUUGAAGAACUGAUUGGAGAGGAAAUCAUUGACGAGUCGGAUGUUUAUAUUGAUGUUCACAAAGCAAUUAGACGAAUGACCCCAGCACCCAAAUUAUCAAGAUUUAGGCCAAACCAAAUUGUUGAACCUUCCAAUGGAUCAAUCCACGGUACUGAUGACAGUCUCAUUGAUUUAUCAGAAGAACGAUCGAAUAAUGUACAACUUGGUAGGAGACGUAAUCAAACGGAGGUUAGAAGUUCAAGCCCUGCCAAUCAUUUCGGUACCAGUCCUAAAACAACUUUUAUGCGAAGGGUUUCAACAGGUGAUAAUGAUAGGAAUGUUGUUGCCGUCAGAGGAAAUAUGAAUGAUAUGCGCGAACACUUAAAACAUCUUGGUCCAUCCAACCUCGCUAGUCGACCAAAGAUGACAAAGUAUCAAUCGGUCAAAAUUAAGCCCGGAAGUAUCCUCGGUGGUAUCAGGACUGAUUCAAGAAGUGAUUCAGUUGCUCAACGUGGAUCUAUUGCUGAAGAACCUGAGUUUGAGCCAUACACAGAUACUCCAGGACCACAAGGUGGUGAAGGAGAAGGAUUACUUAGAUCGGCUGGACAAGAUGCGAAAGAUGGAGUCCAAGCUUUACAACAAGGUUAUGGCACGAAGAGUACGGCUAGAAGUGGAAGUAUCACGGAAAAUUUGGUAGAAGCAGGUGGUAUUCGAAAGAUGGUUUUGGAGACAAAUACCAGUGGAGAGGAAAAUAAUGGUGGAAGAGUAUUACAUUCAAGUAGUACUGGUAGUGGAAAUAAAAGUGCGAAUGGGGUAGAGAAUAAGUUUAUGCAGUUCUUAAGUAAUGCUGCAAGUACUGAUAGAUUGGCUGAUGCGGAACAUAAGAGUCAUUCGAGUCAAACGGAAAAUACAGGCGGAGAGAGUGGAUCAGGUGUUGGUAGUUCGAAACCUAAGAAAAAGAGUAAGAAGAAGAGUAAAAAGAAGAGUGGUGGAAAGUAA
Messenger RNA from Sclerotinia sclerotiorum 1980 UF-70, 2133 nucleotides. RefSeq lists its product as hypothetical. The record is from RefSeq and is a predicted model, not a curated record. Gene Ontology annotation, biological process: magnesium ion homeostasis. NCBI's taxonomy places the organism in Eukaryota, Fungi, Ascomycota, Leotiomycetes, Helotiales, Sclerotiniaceae. The coding region runs from base 1 to 2133 and encodes 710 amino acids. Gene Ontology annotation, cellular component: intracellular membrane-bounded organelle. The transcript is spliced from 5 exons.